Messenger RNA from Symbiodinium sp. CCMP2456, 835 nucleotides. The record is from the annotation of a GenBank genome assembly. NCBI's taxonomy places the organism in Eukaryota, Dinophyceae, Suessiales, Symbiodiniaceae.
GAAGCUCAAGAGCUCCAUCGAGGAUAUCCUGGAGGAGAACAGCUCGGAGGCGGAGACCUCCAGCGCCGAGACCGAGGUCGCAUCGACUACGGGAUCCUUCGUGGUGAUUCCUCCGGCCGGACCGCCCUGCCCGGAUGGCCGGAACCAGUGCCACCACGGCCACGAGUCCGUGAUUCUGAUGUGCCGCAAGGAGGGACUCAACUACCAGCGCCAGUUCAGGCGAUGCCCGCUGUGGCGACAGCCGGAGAAGCGGUGCGACUACUUCCAAUGGUUGGAGUACCAGCCCUACUGGAAGGAUCCGGACCAGACCAAGAAGAAGAUCACGGACGACAUGAAGGAGCUCAACGAGGACCAGCGGAAGUGCAAGCACCCCGUGGUUUUGGGCACCGGGAGCAACGGCUACCAGAAGAAGAAGACAUGCAAGUUCUGUCUCUUGCCCCUGGAGAUCACGGAGGCGAAGACGGGAGCUCUUCUUUGGGAACACCCUCACUGGCGGCUGGUUCAGAACAUGAAACGGGACCGCCAGGACGUCGACAUGGGAGGCGGACCGGCCUCGCCGUCACCUUCGAUUGCAACCAUGGAUCUGGUCUCCAUGAUGGGCGACACCACGCCCCAGUCGGCACCUCCAUCACCACCGCCGGCGCCGAACACCCGAUCCAAGACCGUCCAAAAGGCCACCAACGCCAGCAAGAAGCCAGUGGCCAAGAAGGACCCGGAAGCCCCAAUGCCGGACGACGAGGAGUACAAGCAGUUUCUGGAACGGCAGCAGUUCCGGGCUUACAGCAAGCGAAGCCAAGCGGCUACGAGCUCCAAGGCCCCGCCAAGCAGGACCUAG